CACAAUUUUAGCACAAUUCCGGUGUCCCAACAAGCCUGCAUAGGAGGGACUUGCGAUGUUCGAGGCAGUGACCACAAGUCAACAUGGCGCAGGAGAAUCACAGCAGGAAAGCACUUCCAGCCACUACCGUUUUGUCUCAGUUUCCAGAAGAGUUUCCUUUUUAGAUUUUAAUUUCCUUCAUUCUCACUGGUAAUUUGGGGUUAUGUUACAAGGUUAGCGUUUAUUUACUUCUC
Molecule: messenger RNA, 233 nt
Organism: Linum tenue
Lineage: Eukaryota; Viridiplantae; Streptophyta; Magnoliopsida; Malpighiales; Linaceae
Source: the annotation of a GenBank genome assembly